UUCAGAGCGCAGGCUGCUGAUCGUCGGUGUAUGAGAAGCGAGCGGCCAGUCGGCAGGCUGUCAGAGCUCCUCGCGGCCACACAUUGGCGCCCUGCUCCGUGCGUGCAGACCUGCCCAGUGAAAGAUAGCCAGACACCUGCAAAACAACUGCACGCUUGCUUUCUUAUUGGGGCUUUUUUUGUUUUUCCAUGCUGGAGGAAAAAGUUUUGAUUGAUUUUGCAAUUUACAGGGAGGAGACGUUUUUUUACACCCUAUUGAAGCAUUCUUGUGGUUGCUAUUUAUAUCUACUGGAGUAAGACAUCGGAGGCGAAGAUAUGAAAUUAGCUGUUAGCUGCCCUUGGAUCCUUUGCUGCGUCUUAGUGUGCGUGGUGUCAGCUGGCACUGAGUCUUUUCCAGAAUCAUCACUCAAGACAAGAAUGAGUAAAGACAGAUGGAAAGAAGCGAGACAAAGUCAAUACAGAUGUCUCGAUACGUCCGACAAAGACAGUCUGCAAAACACAAGCGGUGAGAGGCACUUCUGUGGAAAAAUGUGGGAUGACUUUUUGUGCUGGGAAGAAACACCAGCAGGUACAUGGAUAACACAGAGUUGUCCCAAUCACACUCCUGCCGGAAACGUGACUAAAUAUUGUGACCAAUGGGGUAAAUGGGUCCAAAUAGGUUCUACCUGCCCAGAGGCCUCCAAGGACACAACAGAGGACCUUUAUAAUAGACUCAAGGACGUCAAUGAACAUAGCAGGACUAUAGAGAAGAAAAUACAGGAGAACAAAGAGAAAUGCCUCAAGAAUAUGAAACGCGAUUCACCUCAUAAUAAAACAGGCUUGUUCUGUAGUCACAUUUGGGACGGUUGGCUUUGUUGGGAUGACACCCCGGCGCAAACCUACGCCACGCAGAACUGUCCUGAUUAUUUCCUCAACUUUGAACCCUCAGGAAAAGCAAGUAAAUACUGUGGAGAGGAUGGAGAGUGGUUCCGCCAUCCUGAGAGCGACACAUUCUGGACCAACUACACCCUCUGCACCAGCAAAUUUGAUAAGACGACAAGGAAGCAGAAACUGCUUGAGAGUGAAUACAAAUGUCUCUUGAAAAUGAGCCAAGACGCCACCUUUAAUGAAUCAGGACUUUACUGCAGUCGGAACUGGGAUGGCUGGUUGUGCUGGGACGAUACUGCAGCAGGAACCUACGCCGCCCAAAAUUGUCCAGAUUACUUGUCGUAUGCAGAACCCACAGAAAACGCGACCAAGUACUGCGGAGAGGACGGGCAAUGGUAUCGCCACCCGGACACCAAGAUCACAUGGACCAACUUUACACUCUGUGCCGUCGACAUUCAGGAAAGGCUGGAGGGGGCAAGCGCACAGCUCUCAGGCGACACGGAGCAAGACUUUGCCAACAAGGCCACAGCGGUGGACACAGAGGAGCAGGAGCACAGGAGAAAUCAAAUCCUCGACAGCCAAUACAAAUGCUUUGAGAAGAUGAAGAGUGAUCCUCCUUAUAACAAAUCAAAAGGGUACUGCAGUCGCAACUGGGAUGGCUGGUUGUGUUGGGGGGACACGCCUGCAGGAACCUAUGCCUCUCAAAACUGCCCCAAUUAUUUUGCGGACUUUGACCCUACUGAAAAGGCAACCAAGUACUGUGAGGAGGAUGGUCAAUGGUUUCGCCACCCUGCCACCAACAGAACUUGGUCAAACUACACACUCUGCAAUGAAAACACAAAAGCAAAGCUGCAGUCGGCGUACAUCCUGUUUUACAUGGCUAUUGUGGGUCAUGCCUUGUCUAUAGCCUCCCUGCUCAUCUCUUUGGCCAUCUUCUUCUAUUUCAGGAGUCUGAGCUGCCAAAGGAUCACGUUACACAAGAACCUUUUCUGCUCCUAUGUGCUGAACUCUGCUCUGACCAUCAUCUACCUAGUGGCUGUGGUCAACAAUCCUCAAGUUGUGGCCAGAAACCCUGUAGGCUGCAAGGUGUUGCACUUCUUCCACAUGUACAUGCUGGGAUGCAACUAUUUCUGGAUGCUGUGUGAAGGAAUCUACCUGCACACACUCAUUGUGGUGGCUGUGUUUGCAGAGGAGCAGCAUUUGCAUUGGUACUACCUCCUCGGCUGGGGUUUUCCUCUCGUGCCUGCCUCCAUCCAUGCUGUAGCAAGGACGACAUUUUUUGAUGACAACUGUUGGAUGAGUGUGGAAACUCAUCUGCUUUAUGCAGUGCAUGGUCCUAUCAUGGCAGCUCUCCUUGUGAAUCUCUUCUUCUUGCUCAAUAUCAUCAGAGUGCUGGUCACCAAGCUGAGAGACACACACCGAGCCGAGUCCAAUAUGUACAUGAAGGCUGUGAGAGCCACGCUCAUCCUAGUGCCCCUUCUGGGAAUACAAUUUGUCAUCGUUCCCUGGAGGCCGGAGAACAUGCUGGCGGGGGAGGUCUUUGAGUACAUCAUGCACAUACUCAUGCACUAUCAGGGUUUACUGGUGGCAAUCAUAUUCUGCUUCUUUAAUGGAGAAGUGCAGGCCGCUCUGAAGAGACAGUGGAUGCAGUACAAGACCGAGUGGGGUCAAAGACGAAAGGACCACUGUUCCAUGCGCUCCACGUCGUACACGGCAACCUCCAUUACAGAGGUUCCUCCCUUUAUGUACCAUCAAGACGGCAACAGCGAACACUUGAACGGGCGCCACACGGACGACUCGGAACUGGUGGCGCUGAAAGUGGGCGAGAUUCCCUGAGUCUUGCAAACAGCACGGCAAUAGUCGAACAACAACUGCCACAUGGUUGCGACUGAAUCUCUGAGGCUAGUUUGUUUAGCCCUCGGGCCAAAAUGUGGACGAGGGGUUCAAAGGGCGACUGGGAAGGAGGAGGAGUCACUUCUAUCACUUUAUCGCAGCUGCUUUGUGACAAUGCCGAUGCUUGUGAGACUUAUGACGAGUCACACUGGUGGCGAGGAGACGGGAAUAACUGUGAUGACAAUGUAAUUUGUUCGAGAAGACGUGAUGCAACAAAAUCCGUUUGAUUUUUCCCUACUACACCAAAGGGUACGGGAUGCUGGUCAAAGACUAAAGGGGGACGUUCUAUGUGAGCACAAAAGGGGUACUAAAGACCCUUGUUGAAAUGCCAGAUUUAUGUGAGCUCAAAAAAUAAGACCAUGAUAAAUCUAUUCAAAACUUCACAGCGCUUUUCAUCACCAAAUGGACAACAUACCUUCAGUGAAGCAAGCUGGUGGUGGCUGUUCUUCAUCUAGAAUUGAGGACUUAGUCAAGGUGGAAGGAAUUUUGAGCAGUUCCAAAUAGGAAUCGGUGUUAGCACACAACCGUUAGGAAUCACCUAGAAAGAAGGAGAGAAUGUCAGGGAAAGCCUACUGGAACAUCUGAACUUUAUUUGUGAUGAAUCAGAAUCACUUGAAAUGGUGGCAUCACAGUCACGUCCCCAGUUAGAAGAGGGUGAGCAUAGUUAUGCAAACAUCUCAGUUGUGUAUUUUAAUCCCCUCUUUCUAAAAGAUUAAAGACAAAAUAAUUGAUUUUGACCGAAGAAAAAGGGAAAACAGUAUUGAAAUUAUUUAUCUUGAGAUUUGAACAGGGAUGUGUAGAUUUUACAUCCAGUGUGCACACAACACAAACGGUAACAAUACACCAGCAUCACCAGUCUGGACACAUGCCACGAAAUUACCAAUUAUCAUCAAGCUCUGGAAUUGUGUAAAUAGAUACAUGAUUUUUAAAAUGAAUAUUUUGUUUUCUAUUCCGAUUUUAUUAUUUCUCAUUCCUGAGUUUAGCACUCCUUGGUUGCUUUGUGAUGCCGCACACAAAACGGCUAUGCCGUUUUUGCUGAUGCUCAACAUCAUAGGCCUGAGAAGUAAGCGGAAAGUGAAAUGUGCAAAAGCAUACAAAAAAUAUUUAUAGAAAUAUACUCUACCCCAAAGGAAGUGGGACAGUGAGGCCAAUUUCUUUAUUUUUGGAGAACACUGAGCAUGUUUGAUUUUGACUUCAAAAGAUAAAUGGGAGGCAAGAGUUCAGCAGUUCAGAUUUUAUUUCCAGGUAUUUAAAUCGGGAUCUGACACAAAAUUUUAUCGGAAGGCCAGACUGGGAUUUGCCAAAAAGUACACAGAUGAGCUCCAGAAAUUGUGGGUCAACGAUUUAUGAACUUUUUUUGCCUCAUACUCAUCCUUUAACAUCAAACCCAAAUAAUUCUAGUCUACAAGAGGUGGCCAACUUCCUUUAGAAAUUAAGGAGAGGUAGCUCUUGUUUUUUUAACCAGAAUUUAAAAGUAGGAAAAAAAAAGAUUCAAAAGCUUUAUCAUAAACCACAUGAUAGAAAUACGUAUUUGCUGUAUUUACAAGUCAUUCUAAUGUCUUUUGUUGCAGGUUAGAAAAAUGAUAGUGACAAUCAAUCUUAGCAAAUGACCUUCAUCUUGUGAUGAGUAUUUAUUUUAUUAACAAGUAUUUAUUUUAGUAAAUUUCUCACUCAUUUUCAAAAUAAGGGUUUGUCCGUGGUGAGAGCUUCUGUGUACAUUAUCAGCAUAUGUGGAAGUUGCCACGCUCUUUCGUGAGGCCAAAAUGCAUACAUUUUAUGAUUUCUGCACUGUGACACCAGUUUGGUGGAUUCCUGUGGUUUGUUUUGUCUCCUUGUCUCUCUCGGCUUUGACUGACAUCGUUGCAAAUGUGAUGGUAAAAAAAUAAUGUAUUUUUUAAAAGCUUGACUGAGUGAUGUUUUUUCACCCCAUGAUAGGGACAUUUUUUACAUGCUGGGCUUCAGUCUCAUAGAAUGGCAGGAAAGAGGAGAGACUUCAUAUUUGUAGUGUAAAUGACAUUAGAAGGGCUAUUUUGCAUUGUAGUACAGUGGUGCCUUUAGAAAGGAGUUUAAAACAUACUUGUAUCGCAAAUCUUAUUUCCCCAAAAUGAAAUAAAUAUAAAUGCCAUUUACGCA
Molecule: messenger RNA, 4892 nt
Organism: Syngnathus acus (greater pipefish)
Lineage: Eukaryota; Metazoa; Chordata; Actinopteri; Syngnathiformes; Syngnathidae
Gene: calcr
Product: calcitonin receptor
Exons: 21
Coding region: 315-2702 (795 amino acids)
Biological process (GO): cell surface receptor signaling pathway; positive regulation of cytosolic calcium ion concentration; adenylate cyclase-activating G protein-coupled receptor signaling pathway
Cellular component (GO): plasma membrane; axon
Molecular function (GO): calcitonin receptor activity; amylin receptor activity
Source: RefSeq, a predicted model, not a curated record